GUGGUACUUAAGAGGACUUUAAGGACACUAGAAAACAUUUGGUUCUUUCUAAUGUAUAAGAACAACAAAACUUUCUUUUUUAAUGACUAAAAGGACAGUAAACUACUUUUGAGAUUCAAAUUAUUUUUAGCUCAUUCAUUUUUUGUUAUUUUUCUGACAAGCUUUCUAGUGCAACAAAUAUUUAUUCUCAUUGUGCUUGUAGUGUUUUAUUUCUAGGUGUACAACAAGUGCAUAUCUGUGUCUAUCUUUUUCAAUAUUGACUUUUGAAAUGGAAGUUAAGCAACGCUAACAACCUGGUAUUUUCCUUUCUGAGGAAAUGUGAUGGCUUUGAACAAUACAACACUGCAUUCAGAUGUCAUCAACUCUUCUGUAAGACUAAUCAACGAGAAAGUACUAAUAGUGCAAGUGUUAGUGAUGGUCUUCCUCUAUAUCAACUCUCUCCUCAUUUUCACCUUCUUCAAAAAGGAAACCUUCUACACCAACACACGUUACAUUUUCUUUGCUCACACCCUGAUUUGUGACUGUGUUUUCCUUUUCAUGUCUGACCUUUUGCUUGUAAUGAGCUACUUCCGAAUCCUAAUGCCUGCCGGACUGUGUGUCAUUAUCUGCGUGGUAAUGAUCAUUCUGACUUUUGCUACACCGCUCACCCUGACGGCUAUGAGUGUGGAGCGCUACGUGGCCAUCUGUAUGCCUCUGAGACAUGCUGAGAUCUCUACUCCUCAUCGAGCUCUGUACGGCAUCCUGGUCAUCCACGCUUUCAGUAUCCUCCAGUCAUUUGUUGUUCUUCCAAUCUUUGUAGUCUCAGUCCCACUCAGCUUCUACAUCACGGACAGGAUUUGCAGCGUGGAAAUGCUCAUAGUGAACAGCUGGCAAAGUCACCUCAAGUCUGCAGCCUCGCAGUUCUACUUUCUCAUCAUGAGCAGCACCAUCAUCUUCACCUACAUCAAAAUCUUGAAGGCUGCAAAAAUUGCCUCGACGGAUACGAAGAAGAAAUCCACCUCCAAGUGCCUCAAAACUGUUAUUCUUCACGGUUUUCAGCUUGUGCUCAGCUUGUUCCAGCUAUGGUGCCCUUUCAUAGAAAUGGCUGUGCUUCAAAUCGGAAAUCUCGAACUGUUUGUGACCAUCAGAUAUUUAGAUUAUCUUGCUUUCAUUCUCGCACCUAAAUGUCUUAACCCCCUGAUAUAUGGUUUACGGGAUGAUCACUUUUACAUUGUUUUGAAAAACUAUGCUUUUUGUGGGUUAAUUAACAAAAUAUCCCCUGCCUUUACUGAGAAAUAGUCUUACUAAAAUAUAAAAAUGUUUCACAUUAAUAAAAAUUGUAACAGUUAAAAACUAUAUCUACUGUAUUAACACCUGAACUAUACUUUGUAUUUAAAAAUUUUGAUUUUAUUCUAUUAGUUUGUAUCUGCAGGGCUAGUGAACCCAUGAGACAGCAGAGCUGGCUGCCAAGGUCACCAUAUUCUGAAGGAAUGCCACUUAGCGAACAGCCCCCAUCCGCCUGCCCCAAGACAUAAUAUUGGCCAUUGAAACUUGCUGGGGGGUGCCAGCAGUACAGCUUUCCUAAGGCUGUACAUGGGCUUCAGCUGGCCCUGUGCAUAUGGUAUGUAUGUUAUAACAACAUUUUCAAACUGUAAAUUCAGAGAGGAAACUGCUUUGCUGAAUUUUCUAUAUGCUGGUGCAGGAGAUAUCAGUAUACAGGCAUAUCCACGUCUUUCAUUGAUUAUUUUAUUAUUCAUAUUUGAUAGAUUUGGACACAUUAUAUGUAAACAUUUAUGUUGUAAAUGCAUGAUCUCGUUUUUGCAAAGUAUAUGAAAAUUUCAUGUGAAAAUGGAAUAAACAGUAAGAGAGUGAACACAAACAUUUUUAGUUGUUAGAUUGACGACAGAAACGUGUUCACAGGAAAUGGUAUAAAGCUGUACACUGCAACUAUAUGCAGUAUCAGCUGUGACCGGUGUCAGAAUAAACAUGUGAUCAGGAGAAAGAGGCUGAACACAGUGUGUAGAGCUUAACAUUUUAAUUUUUCUAAAGGAAAUAUGGAAGAAGUAAAUCACAAACCCCAGCAUGACUAGUUAAGCUGUGUGGAUGAAUACAGUUUUGUUCAUAAAAUGAUUUUUAAUAUUUCAGCAAUUCAGAAAAACUGUAAAACAUGUCACUUAUCUAAAGAACAUUUAUCCCAAAGUGCUACAAAUGCUUUUAUUCAGCACCAAUAAUCUGAGAUCAUUUUGAAUGUGAUUAUUCUGUUUUUUUUUCUUAAAAUCUACUGUAAACAUACUUUUCAAAAACCUAUUUUCACUGGUCCUGACAAACUGUAAAAAAUCACAUUAUAAACAUUUCUAGCCAAGACUUUUGAGCUCUGAAGCUUAUAGACAUAGGAGCUGGCUACACAAAGGUUAAUGAGACAUUCAAAGAAUUGUAUGAGGUUUGAUUACUAAAGUGUUACAACUUUGAAGUGACUUUGGGGUCAUCACACCUUUGCAUACUGUCAAUGGCCCAUCAGUCUGGAAUGUCUGUCACUGCUCCUCACACUAAUCAGUUUGGAAAGGCAGUGGGAAUUUUACAGUUUUUUUUUCAAUUCAAGACAGAUACUGCAAUACUGAAGUUGCUUUCUCCGAACGCUUCAUACAGUCACCACAACAUUAGCUUACUGUAUGUGGGCUAAACUGUUAAGCAUUUUGUUUAUUAAGCAUUGUAUUUAUGCAAUCAAUAACUAAAUGCAAUCAAUAACUAAAUGCUUCAAAAAUCACGGAUUCCUGUCUCACUCACAACAUUACAUUUUCAGAGGCCAUUUUGCACAUAAGUACAUACUGACCCUAAAACUGCUAAUAAAACAGUCAAAACUGAAAUAUGUCAUUUUGCUAAAUUACUAUCAAGACCCUUUCCAUAAUAGAUGAUAAAAACCACAUAAAAUAAACAAAUUAUGUUAAUUGACACAAGAUCAAACAAUGAAUGCUGUAUGCCAAAAUAUUUCUCCAAAGCAAUGCCAAGGAUGGAUCAUGUAUGUGAAGAGACUACC
Messenger RNA from Brienomyrus brachyistius, 3013 nucleotides. Its product is annotated as odorant receptor 131-2-like. Gene Ontology annotation, cellular component: membrane. NCBI's taxonomy places the organism in Eukaryota, Metazoa, Chordata, Actinopteri, Osteoglossiformes, Mormyridae. Gene Ontology annotation, biological process: G protein-coupled receptor signaling pathway. The transcript has a single exon. Gene Ontology annotation, molecular function: G protein-coupled receptor activity. The record is from RefSeq and is a predicted model, not a curated record. Bases 322 to 1278 code for a protein of 318 amino acids.